Messenger RNA from Talaromyces stipitatus ATCC 10500, 1659 nucleotides. RefSeq names its product aminoalcoholphosphotransferase. Gene Ontology annotation, biological process: phospholipid biosynthetic process. NCBI's taxonomy places the organism in Eukaryota, Fungi, Ascomycota, Eurotiomycetes, Eurotiales, Trichocomaceae. The coding region runs from base 222 to 1364 and encodes 380 amino acids. Gene Ontology annotation, molecular function: phosphotransferase activity, for other substituted phosphate groups. The record is from RefSeq and is a predicted model, not a curated record. Gene Ontology annotation, cellular component: membrane. The transcript is spliced from 5 exons.
GACCAGACGUCAAUUUAAAUGGCACACCAUUCUAGCUGAUUCUCCUUUCGACUUGUAUUAGCCAUUUGGCUGUGUUAAUUCUUCUAUUUUUCUAUUUUUCUAUUUUUCUAUUCUUCUGUUCUUCUGUUCUUCUGUUCUUCUGUUCUCCUGUUUCUUCUGAUCUCCUAAAACGUUUCAACCUCACUCUGUCUUUUUUUCCCCCUCCUGGAAAUCAAACAAUCAUGACCUGGAUACGGCAAUAUGACCUUCCCGCGUUACGCGAGUACAAAUACUCUGGUGUUGACCAUUCGCUGGUUAGUCGAUACAUCAUGAAGCCGUUUUAUAGUAAUGUGGUGAUUCAUUUGUUUCCGAUGAACAUGGCGCCGAACCUCAUUACUUUGACCGGCUUCAGUUUUGUGGUGAUCAAUUUCUUGACGCUGUUAUACUAUAAUCCGACCUUGGAUACGGAUUGUCCGGCAUGGGUAUAUCUUAGUUGGGCUAUUGGGUUGUUUUUGUAUCAGACUUUUGACGCUGUGGAUGGGAUGCAGGCUCGCAGGACGAGACAGAGUGGCCCGCUUGGGGAAUUGUUUGAUCAUGGUGUCGACGCUUGCAAUACGGUCCUGGGCGUGUUUAUCUUUGCCGGUACGAUGAAUCUCGGUCAAUCGUGGGCUACAGUUUUGACGCUGUGGGGUGCCGUUAUGACUUUCUACGUCCAGACCUGGGACGAAUACUUUACUCAUGUCCUCACGCUCGGCAUCAUCUCCGGCCCUGUGGAAGGUAUUCUGACUCUGUGCGCCGUCUUCUCGUUUACUGCAUACAUGGGCGGAGGCAGUUUCUGGCAUCGUCCCAUGCUCGCGACACUCGGUGUCUCGCAACCUUCUUUCCUCCCAGUUACCGUGUACGAAUUACCGUUCACUUCAUGGUACAUGAUCUACGGGGCAUUCAUGCUCUUCUUCGCAACAGGCAGCAGCAUCAUCAACGUCAUGAAAGCUCGCCGCGCUCGAAUGGAGAACCCCAUCACCCCUUUAUUCGGCCUCUUACCGUUCAUAUACAUGUGGAUUUUGACACCCGUGUAUCUGUUCCUGCAACCGAAUAUCCGCCAAAACCAUCUACUCCCGUUUUUGAUCUACGUCGGUAUCGUUAAUGCCUAUUCAGUUGGUCAAAUGAUUGUUGCGCAUUUGCUCAAGACUUCAUUCCCGCGAAGCAACGCUUUGAUUUGGCCGCUUGCUGUGGCUGUGGUUGAUAGUCUUGGCCCGUUUACGGGUCUGUGGCCCAGCGUCUUGGGAGAUGAUAUUUAUCAGGUUGCGUUUGUUUUCACGGCGCUUGGGCUUGCGGUUGGUGUGUAUGCUAGUUUUGUGGUAAGUCUUACAUCUCGAGCUGCUUGAAGGUCUUGUCUAACUGUAUAGCACACUGUGAUUGUCACGAUUUGCGAUUACCUUGAUAUUUGGUGCUUGACUAUUAAGCAUCCGUAUGUCGAGGGGGAAGAGCAACUCAACGGAAAUGGCAAGAAGACGUUAUGAUAGCAGAUAUUUCGAUCAGGGGAGUAGCUGGAGGGAGAUAGAUGACAAUGGUUCGGGGUCCAUUUGACGAAUGAUCUCAAUAGCAUAAUAGCAUAAUGCGAAUAUCCCACUAGUUAGUUUACCAUAGCGUAUACAAAUAAUACUGAUUCACGAUGAGUCG